AGCUGUUUUUUUUUUAUGAAAACUAUGGAAUGGAUGGAGGGAACAAGUCAGAAGUCAGUAAAUAACCUAUUUUUCUAAAUGUUGUUAGAUAAUAAUUAUUUUAUAUUCAAUAAUUAUAAUCGAGCUUUAGUGGUACGGCAUUGUAAUAAUUUUAUUGAAUCUUAAAUUUCCUCUUUGAGUUUAGACAUUUCACUAAUUGUUUCAUCGUUUUCAAAUUACGGUACCUAACGUUUUCAGUACCUAAGUGUUGUGUUAAAAUAUCUUUCAAUUAAAUAAAUGAAAAAUUUGUUUGUUCGUAAUUCUAAUGAAAUGAACAACGCAGUGACACGAGAAGUUGACAUUUAUAAUGAUUAUACUCCAGUGGAUAUGUUUGAAAGAGCAGUGAGUAAUGAUAAAGACAAGAUUAAGGUUAAGUAUAAUACCGGUUCUCAAAACGUGCGUUCAAAAAACAAUAAUAUGAGUUGGAAGAAAGGUGAUUUUUGUCGUGCUAUAUACACCGACGGACUUGAAUAUGAAGCAGAAAUACUGGAAAUAUCAAAAAAUAAGUGUGUCAUCAAGUACUUUGGUUAUGGUGAUGAACAAACAUUGUACAUCAAUGAUUUAUUAGAGUCCCAUGGAGAGGAAGCCAGACAAGAACAAUCUAAAAUUGCCUCCAAUAGUGAAGAAUAUUUAAAUGAUGACAUGGAAAUAGCUGAACCCUUGAGGAUAGGACUGCAGGCCGUUCCACCACCGGGACAAACGGUUUAUCCACCACAGCAACAACAGGUUCAUCCACCACCGGGACAAUCGUUUCAUCCUCCACCGGGACAAUCGUUUUAUCCACCACCGGGACAAUCGUUUCAUCCACCACAGCAACAACCGUUUCAUCCACCACCGGGUGAUCCGCCAUCGGGACUACCUGGUUUUCUGCCGCGUUAUCCACCACCUCCACCUCCACAUGUUUUGAGUAAUUGUGGUGUUGAUGAAUCAGAAGCAAUGUCUGAGAUGUUGAUGUCGUGGUACAUGAAUGGCUUUCACACAGGCUAUUACGAGGGACUAACGAGUUGGAAGAAAUCAGGUAGAAAAUAACAAUCAAAUUAAAGCCUAAGCGUACAAUUCCUUAAACUGUAUUGAAUUUGGUCUAGUUUUCUUGAAUUCAAGUUUUUAAACGUUUGAGUUGAAUAGGCGAUUUUUAAAAAGUUUAGGGUAUGAUUACAUUGAAUGUAUACAUGAGCAAGUGCAAGCUUGGUUAUGCAUGACCAAGCGUGCAGAACACUCACACUGAAUGCGUGAAAUUGCUGAUUGUGUUAAAUGUAAGCAGCUACAUGCAAGGCAACGUGUUUCAAUGGCAAUUUAAAAUUUUGUUUUCUGCUAAUUCAUCAUCUGACAUUCACUUGCACUUAUACGCAUUCAAUGUGUUUACUGAAUUCAAGUUUUUAAAACGUAAAUAACUAUGAAGUAAAAAAUCUGUAAUUUUUAAUCUUUAUCUGCCUCAUACUCUUUUAUUUGGUUGUUUAUUUACAUCCUACAUUGACUGAAAACUGUUCUAUCUUAUUCAUUUUUAGGUUACAUUGUACCUUCAAGAUUCAUGUUGAAUCUAAAAGUCAAGCACGUUCAACAUCUACUUGAAUCAACAAAACUAUAUUUUGUAAAACUUAGUGGAUUCAAGUUUCUGUCCUUGUAAUCUUGGCUUUUCAAAAUAUAUUCAUUUCACACAAACGUCAUGAAACUUGACUAAUGUAGACACCCCUUUAGCGAUGACUAUAGCUGCCACGGCUAGAUCACAUACCCUAUAUUCAUUCAAUAGAUAUUAUACUCUGUCCAAACUGGCAUGAGCGCUGAAAGAUUAAGCCGACCCCCGCUCCCCCACGCGCAGGCGCACACGCCCGGCCUACCUGCGCCAUUGAUAUACUAAGGUGCGUACAGAUAUAUGCGCCGCGAACAUGAGCAAUUCACUUUUAAUCACUUUUUUUACGCAGGCCUAGCCUAAUGAGGAGUGCACUUGAUAUUUUUUAUGUUAUUAUGCUUUGUAAAAUUGUACAAUGAAGUGAAUAAAAGUUAUUAUUAUUAUUAAUCAGCUGACUAUAUCUGUAUUUUUACAGAGACGGUAAGAUACAGAUAUAGAAAGCUUGGCAUCAGCUGAUUAAAAGUGAAUCGCUCAUAUUUGCGGCGCGUAAAUCUGUACGCACCUUUAUGUAUACUACAUAGUAUACAGGUAGACAGGCCGUCCCUUCACUCACACACACAAAAGGAGACUGCGCUUGUUUGUGUGAGUAGUAGGAGGAUCGGCCUAAUCCUUCAGAGCUCAUGCCAAUUUGGACAGAGUAUAAUCAUCAAAGCAAUAUAGUUGCAAACACUUUCAGUUCAUUUGCAGCCAUAAUAUUUAAAUACAGCAUGAAAAUCGAAUUAAUCACCGAAUGUUAUGAAUUUAAAGGUUCAAUUCAAUUUUUUUCUGUCUGUGACCAGUGUAUAUACUGGAUAGACAUUGUCGAUUUAUAAAAAAGGUUAAUGUGGACCAGCCGCAGCGGUUCUAGCCACGCGGCUCAAUUCAUUGCUAAGGAAUUUCACCUUCAGCCAUUUCCAAUCAUACAUCAUAUUGUAUCUGUUUGAUUCUCUUGAGAUGGGCUUAUCAAAACUCAGUAAUCUGUAAUUAUUCACAAAUUAAUUGUUUUUUAUGUAAGUGCUGAGAGAACUUGUACCAUAUAUAAAAAAUACUUUUUCAAUGUAAAUUCAGUCCCUUCCAAAACGAUGUGAAAUUGUCAAUAAAAUGUGAUAAGUUUUUU
Messenger RNA from Nilaparvata lugens (brown planthopper), 2762 nucleotides. RefSeq names its product survival motor neuron protein. The transcript has a single exon. Lineage: Eukaryota; Metazoa; Arthropoda; Insecta; Hemiptera; Delphacidae. The coding region runs from base 277 to 1068 and encodes 263 amino acids. The record is from RefSeq and is a predicted model, not a curated record.